GUGAGCCAAACAUUUAGUAGCGGACCGGCUCCGCUGCACGCCGCGCGUCCUGCCACUUCGACACGCGCCGUAACCUUCCGAGCGACGCGGUCACGCUCGGCAAUCAGUGAAAACUACUACAAAACACCAACCGUGACGGAAAACUUAUAAAAAAAAUUAAAAAAUGACUAUGUUUUUUUAAUAAACGUUGUGUUUUGACUUUGAAACAAACUUUGGAUGUUUUUGAAUGGAUUUUGAGUAGAUGCUGUAUGAUUGGCAGCCGCCAUGGAUAACUACUCGGAAGAGGCUUUGUUCGAAUACAUUACAUAUAACUCCUCGACGACGAGUCCUGUUCCCGAGCUGGAAUCAUUGAGCAUUAUAAUCCCAGUGAGCGUGGCCUACGCCUUGAUAUUCAUAGCUGGUGUGCUGGGUAACAUAAGCACGUGCGUCGUGAUUUCCCGCAAUAGAUCGAUGCACACCGCUACAAAUUUUUAUCUAUUUUCCCUGGCCAUAUCAGAUUUAAUUUUGCUCAUAUGUGGACUACCCAUCGAACUGUAUAAGAUGUGGAAUCCAGGAGAAUAUCCCUUGGGAGAAGGGCACUGCGUUGCGCUGGGACUGGCGUCGGAGAUGGCAGCCAACGCGACCGUACUGACCAUUACUGCCUUUACCGUCGAGCGAUACAUCGCCAUCUGCCGCCCGUUCAUGUCACACACCAUGACGAAGCUGUCCAGAAUAAUACGAUUCAUUAUAGCGAUUUGGGUUGCUGCUGUGGUCACUGCAGUGCCGCAAGCGUUACAAUUCGGACUAGAGAUAUCUUAUAUAAAGAAUUAUAAGACUGUUGCCUGCACCGUGAAGGGAGAAGGGGUUCAUCAUGUUUUUAUAAUGUCCAGUUUAUUUUUCUUCGUACUACCUAUGACGAUUAUAUCGGUGCUGUAUGCGCUAAUAGCGGUGAAGUUGCGCACGUCGUCAGUGCUCAAGGGAAAGAAACCGUCAGUGGACAGCCAGGAGCGCAACGCGACCGGGACGCCCAGCCGGUACAGAAACGCUAAAGCCCAGAGAAGGGUCAUCCGAAUGUUAGUGGCUGUCGCCCUCUCGUUCUUCGUGUGCUGGGCGCCGUUCCAUGUGCAGCGGCUGCUGGCCAUGCUGGGCAAGAAACUGCACCCGACCCCUCCUCACUUUUACCAGGCCUACCUCGUGCUGACGUGGACGUCCGGAGUCCUAUACUACCUUUCCACAGCUAUAAACCCAUUUCUGUACAGCAUAAUGUCUAAUAAAUUUCGAAACGCUUUUAAGGUGACAUUUUCCGGGUUCUGCAAGCGUGGCACCGGACAGCGCGACUACAGCGCCGUGCAAGCGUUCCGUGCCAAGCGCGCCGCUUGCCCGUCGGAGCAGCACCCGCGCCGCUUGCACCGCCUCAACACCGCCUCCACUCAGCUCGAUGCGCCGUCCCGAGCGCAGGAUUUACUGCGACUAUCACCAUAUGCACCAUUUGGACUCGCACCGAUUUUCCACCACAGAUAAGCUAGGUAAGCUAAGCUACGUGGCUAUAUAUUUCGAAUACAUCAAUAACAUCCAUUUUUUCACUGGAGAAAAUACUUACAUUUUAAUUCAUUCUUCGAAUCGCACCUGAAAAUAUUGACUGGUGCGCUUAACGAAAUUAUUAAGGUGCGAUUUCAAAUGGUGUGCUAAACGGAAUACCGACUUCGAUAUUUUCACGGUGUCUCGUCGUCCAAAGUCGGACUAUACACUGAUGAUUUCAUUCCGCAAAGGAAAACAUUUUAUCAGUGCGGAAAUGUGGAAGAUUUUUUAUACCCUGUAGCAAAAUGAGUACCUACUUAUAACAUUUUCCUAUAAGUGGUAUUUUGUAGACAUACUCGUAAAUCCAAAACAAAAGACGGCAUUUAUAUUUGUUAAUAUUUACGACAAAUGUGGAUUACAUAGUACAUAUUUGUGUGUCAGAUUUAAGUAUGUUUAUUUUAUAGAAAAUAAAUGACGAAAUGUCCAGAUUAAAAAUCAGUAGGUAGGUACAAAAGCGGUAUGUCCUGUUGUUAUACAAAAUUUAAACAAGAUCCUAAAUAGAGCCUACAAAAGGAUCCUUUCCAUGCCAAUAAAGUGUCAAACAGUAGCGAUAUAAUAAAAAAGUAUACAAAAUAUGUUAGAUUUUUCAUAACAUAUUGGAAAUUUGGAACACAUCAAACAUUGAUUUAAAUUUAAACUGUUGGAGCCAUAAGUGUUUAUUCUGUUUCAUAUUCUUGUAUAGUUGUAUGUCUUACGUACCUAUUUGAAAUUACUAGUUAGAUGCUCAUAUUUAUAUUACCAAAACCUAUUUUUUUUAUUAUACUGUUUCGUUGUUGUACUUUAAUUGUUAUGCUGUUUAUUUUUAAUAUCGUGUAGUAAAAUAUAUUUGAAAAAAAAAAAGAGAAUGUCUUACUGAUCCCCUAGCAAGUUUACAAAAGCCACGUUUUAAAAUUUAAAAUAGACCUAGAAUUUUCUCCAGAUAUAGAUUUAUUUGUUGACUUUCGAUGCCCUAAUUUAACUUAAAAUUAGGUAGUAUUUAAAAUAGCAUCAAAAUCCGUACACCGGGAAAAAAAUAAGCAAAAUGUCCUAGAUCACUUUUAAGAUUGUGUACCGUACCGACUUUAUAGACGGUGUUCCGUACUUCGCAACUUUUGAUGUUUGUAACAACUUUAUUGUGCGAAUAUUAUGUACAUAAAUUAAUAAAGAUUGUACUUGUUAAUUGUACAUAACGUAACCUUAUCCCUUGUAGGGAUUUCUAUCUAGUCUAAUGAUCAUCACAACAUAACUUUUGAUAUAACAAAUAGCAGUCAUAUAUGUAGGUAAGUACCUUGUAUAACCAGUUUUUUUUCACAUAAAUAUAUUUUCAAUGUCAGAUAUUGCAUUCAUUUUGUUAUUUUACUUAUAUAAAACACGAAUAAAUAAGCAUUAAGUAGGUGGUUUAUUAAGCUGUCACACAUUCCAAUAUCAUCCGGGUCCAUAAAAAUCUAGAUUUACUCGUCUCUUACUAUAAAUAUAUUUUAGAAAUAGCUAACUACUGCUAGGCUACAGCGGUUCUCAAACUUUUUUAAGAUGAAAGCCUGAGCAUUUUACGGAGCCCUGAAUUAAAACUUGUAAAAUUAAACUUGUUUUAUGAGUAUGACGUAACAGUUGACACUUAUUUCCAUGAUGUAAAGUUAACAUUUUGUAGAUUUAAAUAAUUACUUUGUAAAAUUUAAUUUAUUCAAUGUAAAUUGUUCAUAUUUCGAGGAAAUUAAUCAAAUAUUUCUUUUUUCUUCAGUGUACUGUAGGUAUUUGUUGUCGAUAUGACUAACAUAUUUUGGAGCCACAAAAUAUGCCUUGCGGAGCACACUUUGAGUAUAGCUGAUUUACUAGCUGCGCCCAGGGGCUCUGCCCUAGUCAUUAUUUCAGUAAAAAGUACCAUAAGUGCUAUAUAAUCACUUUAUAUUUUAUCCGUGUAGGUACCAAAUUUCAUCGAAAUCCAUCCAACAGACACACAUCCAAACAUUAGAAUUUGUUUCUGUGUAUUCUACAUAUUAUUUAUACUCCUAGGUAAGGUAGUUUUGAUGAAAAAGUGUUCAUUGUUACAGUUCAUAGCGUUCAAGCUCAAAUUCUAUAAAUAUAAAUAAAUAUAUUAAGACAAAUCACACAGAUUGAGCUAGCCCCAAAGUAAGUUCGAGACUUGUGUUACGGGAUACUAACUCAACGAUACUAUAUUUUAUAAUAAAUACAUAUGUAGAUAAACAUCCAAGACCCGGGCCAAUCAGAAAAAGGUCAUUUUCCAUCAUGACCCGACCGGGGAACGAACCCGGGACCUCGGUUCAGUGGCAAGAACUUUACCACCAAAAUAAAUCCUUAGUGAGAUUAUUCGAAAAUCGAUCGCAAAAGGCACGCAUGCCUUUAAGCAACAUUAAAAAUCUGACAAAAGUGUGGUACACACAUGAAAAGAAAGGAAGAUUUAAUGCUGCGACAUCGGAAACCUCGCCAUUAUCGCGAAAACGAGGGUGUUAAUUCGGCUGUCGUGGAAUAUAAUAUUUCAAAUAAACCCGUAAAAUCUGCAUAAUACUAGGCGUCGGGUUGGGAUUGUAGGCGGUAGGCUGUUGGGAGCUAGAAUUUAUUGCGCCAACCGCUGCAAUCUCCCUGCCUUGCGUAUAACGACGAAUAAGUUUUAGCUAAGAUGAAUAUUUCAUCCUAAUGCCGUUUUUUCUUUAUGGCUGUAGUUUAUUGCAUAUUACUACAGCAGAUAAUGGAGAUGAAUUUCAUUUCCACGAUCAUCACCUAUUCGCAUUUCAAUAUUACAUGUGCCAAAAUAAUACACUGUACCUAUUUACAAUGAUGAAUCCAUAUCAAGAUUGUCAUCAGCUUUAUUGCAUUAUUUUUUAGUUCACUAAGUCAAUUUUUUAGCAUUAUUUAUGCAUUAGAAUAUUGGUUGAGGCAAAAACCAGAUACUUAUGUUAAUUACUAUGGAUGGAUAAAAUUCAAUAAAUCGUCAAUAUGGAUCCAGCCGGCGAUCGACAAAAAACGCGUUCGGAUAAUUUAAUGUAAUUGUUUUGUUUUUGCGAAAACACAUUUUAAGUUAGGAAUUACCACAACGACGGCAAACAUCAAUAGGUCGGGCAUCGAAUCGGAAAUUCCGUUUGAAGUAAUCGUCUUAGAACUCUGAAAAAACUAAUAAUUGCUAAGUUUCCUUUUGAAUAAAUUAUAUAAUGAAAUGUUUACGGCUUGGUAAAAAAAUGUGAUAAAGAGCAAGUUCAUCAUACAGUGUCGUACGGUGACGGCCGAGUGAGUAUGCAAGUAUUUUUUUUAUGUAGAGCUUCGUAUACGGUUGCUGUUUGCUAGUGCGCGUGUAAAUUACGGCAUGAUUUGUAGAUUGAAUAAUUUUUGGGUUAAAAAUAGAAGUAUGAUAGUCGACUAAACAUAUAGUACAUAUGUACGUAUACAUAUAAUUAUAUCGCUACUUUUUGCCUUAUUCUAUGUUUUUGCCUUAUGGUUGUUUUAUUAUUGUAACAUGAUAACCAAGAGAAGGCGAGUGUUUUGAUAUGGUGAAAUAAACUAGGUAUAAAUAAAAUGCAAGUACGGUCAAGUAUCUAAGUAAUUAGAAAACCAAUAUUAUAAAACAAACAAAAAAGGUUAAAAGUAAGCAAUAGUUACUGGAUAAUUAAAUAAUAUUUUUAAACAACCAAACAUGAUAAUUUAACAUGUACUUGAUUUAUUAAUUUUAGGUUCAACUUUAAAUACACUAUUGCUUUUGACUCCGAAAUAGUGGCGUCAUUGUUAUAAAAGUUUCAUAUACUUAUACUAUAUAAAUGAUUAUAUUAGACAUUUACAAAAAAGUACCUGAUUUGAUUUUGUUAGUAGCUCAAUAUAUUGUAUGUCAGGUUUAAAGGUUUCGUUAUGCUGAAACAAUAAAUAUUAACACACUUUGAUUAGAACAAAAUAAUCAGUAUGAUUUCAGUAUUUUAAUUUCAGCUUGGUGCUUAAUUCUAAUUCAUUACAAUCAUUUAGAUAUAUAAUAUUAGAUUAAAAGGGCCAGUUUUGUGACAAGAAUAAUGCCUUCAUGAUUCGUAGCUGGUGUGAUUUGGAAACAAUGUCACACCAACAUGCCGUCAUGUAGCUCCAGUGAGAGACUCCAAUUAUUAUCAACAUUUAAUUGUAUUAAUUAAUGUCGACUAAUUUACAAUAUAAUUUUACUCAGAUGAUUUGCGCUAGAUUGCAGCAUUAAUAUAAGACGUAAACAGUGUAUCUUCCCAACAACUCUUCCGAAACAUGAUCGAUGAUAUUGACUUGUGCACCAUGGCAACGGGUGAUUUUGUCAGUGCUGCCAUUGGCAACGUGUGGUUUUGUCGGUGCUUGUCUUUUAGAAAUUAAAUUUCAGUAUUUUAGAAAUCAAAAACCCAGAAAAAAUUCAAUUCCAUUAAUAUAAUUUGGCUUUUUUAUUUAAGUAAUUGAAAUAAAACUCAUUCUUUAUGUAUCUCUAUAAUUAAAAUGAAGUCAAAGUCGCAAGAGCAUUUAUUCAGAAAUAGACCUAUAUGUGUGUGUCAUAAUAUAUAAGCAAUUGAGGGUAUUAGAAAUACGUAUUUUUUACAGUUUCGUGGAGAGGAACGCAGCAGUGUAGAGGAGCAUUCCUCUUGGUUCAACACCUGGAGCUGGAACCAGCGGCAGUCGUCCACCACCUGCGACUCGCCCGCCACCAUCUCCAACACCAGUCUCAGGGAGCUCGCGCAGGAGAUGUCCGGAGCCGAGAUGGUGGUGUUCAUGCACGAAGUGAAUCGAGAACUUGGACUCACUUGAACCACUUCUCACCCGACUGAGGUUGAAAGCCCAGUUAGGAACGGCAUUUGUACUUUAAGUCUCUCACAGAUUAUAUUACGCCCGCGGCAUUUUGAAAUAUCGAUGUUUGAUGUGUCCAAAUAAUAUUUGAAAUGUAAUACAUACUCGAAUAUCAGAGUAUGGAACAUUUAUUUGCCUACAGCAAAAAUAAAUCGAAAAAUAAAAAAAAGUUACAUCUGAUAAAAUUACAGGUUUAAUAUAUAAUACCUCUGGUUUGUGUGUCUGCCAAAUGUAAAUCAGUGAAAUGUAUAGUAAAAUAUAAGCAAGUCCAUGUAAAUUUAAAUAUUUAGCGGUUUUUGAGAGACGUUAUAUGGAGAUCGUUGCAUGCACAUUUAAGGGUGAUUUUCUUCCGUGAAAAAUGUCAAAAAUGUAAAACAAUAUCUUUUGCUGAAAUAUAUGCUGAGUGCCCAUUAUAUGGUCUAUACCAAUAUUAUGUUAUAUCUAUAUAAUUACAACUGCAACCGUACACUUAUAUAUCCUAAAAGAAAAAUAUAUCCUUGCAAAAAGUGUUCGCGAUAUAACAUAAAACAAAUAGUUUUAUGCAACCGUCUAUAAGAAACAUUUAUCUACAUGAAUGCAUGGAAGAUUGGUCUAAGUUCCGAAUAGAAAAAAGGCUGCAGUUGAUACUUAAUUCGACAAACGUUUAGCUUUUUCCCAUCUUUUCAAUUUUUUCUUUUUAAUAAAAUUCAGGACAUAAGCUCGGAAUUAAGCUCGGAACUCAUCUUUUCAUGAUUGUAAAAUGACAAAGAAAGAAUAAGGAAACAAAAAAAAAAUGCAUUUCUAUUUCCAUUUGAAUCUAAAAUAUCCUUGGGUUUGUAACAAAUAUAAAUUUCAAGAGCUCAUAAUACUUUAAUAUCAUUAACUCUUAACUAAUUUUAGAUUCGAAUUCUUUAGAUUUGGACAUCUUCGAUCCAAUGUAGAUUGAAUGAAAUACAUUCGUCGUUAUCCCUAAAUUGUAUUUGUUGCCCCUAUGGGCAAAAAUUUUUAUCUAUAUAAAAGAAAUAUUAAUUAAAUGUAUUAUCUAGUGUGUUGUUGCCCCUCCAUUGACCGAAUAGAUCCUUCCCAAGAUAAAUUCGUCAUUGUAUAUGUAUUUUCCUUGACUGAUUACGUUUUUUAUGUUUACAGGAUCACAAGUAAAUAAAAUCUUGUAUUAUAGAGUGGGUGACAAGCCUAUAAUACAUCUAGUGAUAUAAGUAUUUCCACAAUCCCAUGAUUAUAAUAACGAGAAAUAACAUUGUCAGUGUCACUCAUUUUGUUGAGUGACAAGCAAGAUAAACUAAUGGUGUAUGUCUGAAAACCAUUUUGAGUUUUUUUACCAUUUAACAACCCCAGAACAAGUUUACUGAAAAAGUUGUAAAAGAAUUUAAUGACUUGCGAAAUAAAGCUUGUAAGUGAUGCUGUAAAAAACUUGGAGAUCUUGAUGGUUGAUUUUAAAAUUACGAACCAGCAGCCAGAUAAUAAACAUUAGAUUUGAUAUAAUUAUACAUCAUUUGUUUCGAUUUGAUUUUCCUUUAUUAUCGAGUGUGUUAUUGCUUACUUGUAUCAGACCAACUGACUUUUAAUUAAGUAAAAGUAAUAAACAAAUACAUAGCAAAGUAAAGCAAGCAAAAAUCUAAUUAUCUAAAUAAAAUAAUAAAACUACUUACUAAAUAUCUGAAUAAAUAUAUGGCCGCCCUAGACCUAAUGUUCUGUGUGCUUAGAGAAAAUCCGCCUGUGGUGACAACUCACACUGAUGAGAGCAUAACUCUAAUGCUUCUACUUUCUAUAUUUAAAAAGGAAAGUAUAUAUAUAUAUAUAUAUAUAUAUAUAUAUGAUGAUAAAUAGAUGUGAAACACAAUUAACUUACAUGAAAAUAUACGAGAAACGAGAUGACCAGUUCCCUCUGGCAGCACCCGUUCACGAGUUGACGCAUGGGACAGCCAUCGCGUAGCUCAACCAUAAUAGAGUGAGCAUGACACACUCAAUUCCCAUGACCUCACAAUUACAAAUCUUAUUCGUCCGUUAAUAGAAGUACAACAGAGUUUUUUUUUUUCAAAUAAAAUUUAAAUGUCAAAAUUUAUGAUUUAUUAUAACAAAAAUAAAAAUUAUGAAUAAAAUAAUAAAAAACAGUAAAAUAAAAAUUAGGAGAUCAUGUGUGGAGUGGCAAAGUUGUCGGGAGGAUGCAUGCGUUUUUAUCAGUCAAAUAGACGUUAAUUGUGUAAUACGCUUUAUCCAUAAAAUUUUUCUUAACAUAAGUUUUAAAAUUUUUCAGAUUAAUUUUUCAGAUUUUGGCAGAUUAAUAGCCUCUGCAGGGAGUUUAUUGAAUAAUUUUACACUUUGACCCACGAAAGACCGCCGAACCUUUGUAAGCCUGAAUCUGUUCAAACAAAGUUUGUGCUUAUUUCUAGUAUUUAUACUAUUUACUUCGUUUAAUUUUUUAUAUAAAUGUAAAUUUGAUUUGACAAAAAUAAGCACAUCAAAGAUAUACUGAGAUACAACAGUGAGGAUGUUAAUUGAUUUGAAGAGUUCUUGAAGAGAAUCUCGAGGUUUUAAUCCUUAAUAAAACGAAUAGCUCUUUUCUGUAAUACAAAAUUUUUUCCUAUCUCAGCUGCAUUACCCCAAACUAAUAGUCCGUAGGACAUAAUGCUAUGAAAGUAGCUGAAAUACACAAGUUUAGCUGUAUCUAUGUUCGUACACUGUCUGAUCCUUCUCACUGCAAAAGCUGCCGUACUAAGUUUUUUGGCCGUGAUUUCAAUAUGUUUCCACUUUAAUUUGUCGUCAACAGUGAUGCCCAGGAACUUAGUACUAUGUACCCAUUCUAGAGCUUUACCAUUUACUGUUAAAGGUAUAACAUUGUGCGAGUUAUUUAAGAGAGAGAAUUUAAUACAUUUUGUCUUCUCUGUAUUUAGAGCUAAGUUGUUGGUUGUAAACCAGUUAAGCACUACUGACAUGCUAUUACUUAUAAAGUUAUAGUUUUCACUUUUUCUAUCGACUCUAAAUAAUAAAGAUGUAUCGUCUGCAAAUAGAACUACUUCGCAUAAAUGUUGGGCAAGGCAUGGGAGGUCAUUAAUAUAAACCAAAAAUAAAAAAGGAUCGAUAAUGGAGUCUUGAGGUACGCCUGUGUGAACAGGUGCACUAUCGGAACUUGUUUUGUUAAUUUCUACUCUCUGUGUUCUAUUAUCUAGGUAAGACGAAAGAACACUAAGAGCCGCGCCAGUGACACCAUAAUGUUGAAGUUUAUUUUUGAGUAUAUUAUGAUCUACACAGUCAAAAGCUUUCGAUAAGUCACAGAAAAUACCUACGACAUCUUGCUUGGAUUCUCAAGCUUCAUUAAUUAUUUCGACUAAAGUGGCUGCUGCAUCAGUAGUUGAACUACCUUUGGUGAAACCGUAUUGACGAUUAUGUAAAAUUUUAUUUAUAUUAAAAUACGAUACUUAUACUAAAAUAUUAAUAUACUAAUAUAUAUAAUAAUCUGGUGUAAUUGUCUGAAUGUAAAAGUGGACUUAGGAUCCUGAGCAUUUCUUUUUAAUAGGUCAUCUGCCGCAUUGGAGCAAGAGGAAAGGGAAUUACUAUAUAACCUAGUUUUAGGAAUAAACCUUGUCUGCAAACAAGGGGAAACCUCUGGCUUCUCUAGUUCAACAAAUGAAUAAGACUUCUUUCUAGUUUCUAACGACAAUAUAUUUUAUUUAGUGUUUCAAUGGGUAAUGGCUGAGAAACCGAGAAUAGCUGUAAAGCGGAACAAUCAGUUUUGUAAAACAGACCUAAAUGUGCUAGUUUCAAGAAACUGUACGAACACGUUUGUAAUAAAGUCGGAGUUGCAAGGCGCAUCAAAAACUUGACAGAGGACAUAAACCUGUGCUAGAGAGACGUAAAAAAUUUCAAAUAAGGUAUAAGCGACCUUUGCUUUGAGUUUUAUUCCACGUUAUCUGUGUCAGUAAGUUUACAGCUAGACAAAAGUUUUAAAUUACUUAAUUACAAAUACGACAUGAUAUUCCUGCAGGACUACCAUACCUGAGUGCCCGAGAUCCACUGUCGGGUCAGGAUGGAUUAUCUUUUUUAUUAUUAUUACAGAAUAUAGUGGUGGUAUCAUAAUUAUUGAUAUUGAUAAAUGCAUACAUUUUUUUAACAAAAACGUAUAUUUCUACCUAGUAUCCCAUAAUACAAGUCUCGAACUUAUGAAUCAAAAUUUAAAAAAUCAAUUUUAUUGAUUAAAGAACAGCCAAUUCACACGAAACAUUUUUAAUUGUCAAAAUUAAGAAUAAUACAAUAUUAUAAAAAACACGUUUGUAACUGAUACGACUUCGAAAUCAAAUUUCUAAAACCCAUCUUUUUUAGUAGUUGGGUAGCACAAACUACAUUGUUACAGAGCUUAUGAGUGCUUGCUAUAAUGUAGUCUUCUAAAGUUUUCCCAUCCUGUUUGUGUUCCUAUUAUCUUACAAGUUUUGCAGCAAAAAUAAACUUGAAACAAUCUCAUCGCAAGUGAUUACCUUCAUCCGUUUUUAUAUUGGGUACAAGUCUAUAUAGUUUUGAUUGGUAUAGGGUAGGGUAUGUGUUGAAUACAAAAGUGAGAAAAGAUAUUUCGCCUAGAGUUCAGUGAGACUGGAAUUAUAAAAAAAUAUAUUUAAACAUGUUCUGCCACUAAUAUGAUCAAAAAACUUUGCGUAAUUAUUUUUAUCGAUAUUCGAUGAACAAAUGUAUAUGUUAGAAGGAAUUAUGAAGAAUUUUUUUAAUGACUAGAUUGGUGAUGGCGAAUGAAAUAGUGUACAAAUAUUACAAUUUCUCUGAGAUAUAAUGUUUAUAUAAACUUUCAUCUCCCCAUUGUAGUCAUUUCGGGGGUUGAUUUUAGCCAUGUUUGUCUUUAACUAUAUGCAUAUGAAAUUUCAUCAAAAUCGGUCCAGCAGUUUCGCCGUGAAAGUGGAACAGACAGACUUUCGCAUGUAUAAAAUUAGUAUGGAUUAUUAUUAAAUAAGGUCUUGUAGAGCCUUAUAUCUACUUAAUCAGUGUUUUAAACUUUUUGUAAUUGUAAAUAAUAAGAUAUAUAUUACAUAAUUAGGUAUUAUGUACGAGUCUUUGUAUAUAAAAAUGUAUAUAUUUCAGUAUAAAAUAACUGAAUAAAUAAAAGCCUAGGUACUGAAUAAUAUUGCAUGUAUCACGUAUAUUUUUAUAUCUGCAGCUGUAACUGGAUAUAAUUGAAAGGACAAAAAAAUAAUGUUAUCGAACGUCAAUUUUAUAUUCCUUGAUGUUUAUAUCUCGAAAAUUGUGAAGAUGUUUUAUUAAAGAUUUUGAUAUUAGAUUUUGAUUUAAAGAUUAAUGAUUUUGAUUUUAAGAUUUUGAUAUUAGAUUUUGAUUUAAAGGCAAUGAAUAAAUAAAUGUUGUGUGGCGUGUGGUUCCGCCCUAGGACCACUCCAUAUCCUCUCGUGGAUUUCGUACGAGGCGACCAAGGAACACACAGGCUAGGCAGCUUAUAGCCAACAAUAGCAUUCCCUAGGAGGGUUGACGACUGGCAGGCGGUAGGUUGUAAUAUCACAGACAAAUUUUCAACAUUUAAGUUUUUUUUACGCUAAUACCUGGCUUCGCAGCUUUACAACCCCACCGGGAAUAAGCAGAGAUAAGAGAGACAAUAGUUCAAUGUUACAUAAAACAAGUUAGAAUAAAAAAUACUAACCUAUAAAAGGUAAGUUAAUGAAUAUUCUUUCUUAAUUUUGUGCUAACUACCUCGGUGACGCGAUGCCACGCCGCGCCGCCGCUCCGGCCUGCGCAGUAGGAAACUUUUGAUUACUGCGAAAUAAUUAUAUCUAACUAAUUCGUAACUUCGUUAUUUUUCUGUACAUAUUUCUAAUGUAGUAAUUUUGUAAUGUGAGACUGGAAAGUGUCUUCUAAUGUUGGUAAAUGUUAUUAAAUGUGUAAAAGAAUUGUGAUUUAAAGAUUAUAAGCAAACAUAUAGUGCUAGUGACGUCAUAUGAGUGCUGUGAUUGUGUGAUAAAUAAGUGAUAUUAUUUGUAAUGAAUGAUAUAUACUGGGUGUUAGGGUAAACACCGCUGUUACUUCAAUCACUAAUGCUGAACCGUAAAGUAUAACCGCAAAGUAACUAAUAUUUAAUUCGUUUUUAUAAUUCGUUCGUGGUCAGGUAUUUGGCCCUACUAGUGAUAUUCUCUCUCUCUCUCUCUCAUCAAGCAUUUUUCCGGUUACUUUCGCAGCCGUUGAGCGUCGGAGCCCAAGGUGCGCUUUCAUACUUUUUCGUCGCCAUUUCGCACGGUCGUCGGCAUCCCUAGUUAUCAGACAAUUUGACACCAUCGCAUGUCAUCUUUGACGACAUUGAUAUAACCUCUGAAUUCAUUAAUCUAUGUUUACCCUAAAAUUCUGUAUUUAUGUAAUUAAUAGUCUAAGUAUAAAGUAUGACGUAACUAGCAGGUUAUUUGAAUUACUGUCAAUUUUAAAUCUCAAUUAUUUAUGAUGUCUGGUAGUAAACAACUCGUUAAAUAUCCAUUCAGUCUGUGGGAACGAAUAGUGAGACCAGUCAAAGCGAAAACAUGUGAAUUUAUUUACUGCCCGUCUGUACAACUAUGUACAUUUAUUUUCAAAAUGUCUAUAGAAUGUAUUCGCAAGAAGCGAGUUUCAUCAAAAUCCGAGAUACGAAGCGAUACUAAUUUUAUAAUUAAAUGUCAAUAAGCUUUUUGUGGUAGGUGAAAAUUAAACAAGAUAAAUAAGAUAAUUUUACCGUCUGCUAACGAAUGAGAAAAAUAAGUUUGUAAAUAAAUUCGAUUUUGUUUUGUAAAUUCAUUAUUAAUAUAGAUCAACACUUUGUGUGUCAUUAAAUAGAACAAAGAGAUACCUAACACAAAAAUAAAACAUUUGUAUAGAUUAGAUGUACCUUAAGUCACAGAGCACGGUUUCUGCGCUCGUGAUGUAAGUUGGGAAAAAUAGUAAUCAUCAAAUCAAAUAGGAAUCAAAAUCCUAAACGUUAGGGGCCGCCCAUUAGUCAAGUGAUGUUUUUAGCAUUUUUAACCUUCACCUCCCCUACCCUACCCAAACAAUCCUACGUGUAUUUUUAGUACCAACAAAUAACUUUAAUAUCUUUUAAUAAAAUAUUUUGACGAAAAAAUUUAUACACGUGAUAUCUUGCACAGUUACACCACACCCCCUCUCGCCCUAGUACUAGUUGGUGAUUUUUGCUAAAACCCCUCCCCCCUUCAAGCCUCACGUGAUUAAUGGACGACCCCUUAGUAAGUAAGUAAUUAAGAAAAUAAUAUUUUGUAAGAAAUAAUGAUGUAAGUUUUGUUUAGAAAAAUUCUGAUUGAAAUAGAUCCGCGUACAUGUGGAAGUCCCUUUUUAAUUUCGAAUGCUGAAUUUACUGAACCAGGUGUUGUAUUAUCCAUCUCGGAUCUUAUUGUAUAUCUUGCGUCACCUUAUCUCCGAUAUAAAAAGUAAUACUAUGUAAAUUUAUGAAUAAAUGUGUUGAUGUUAAAAAAA
Plodia interpunctella (Indianmeal moth) is the source of this 13773-nucleotide messenger RNA. It is a transcript of the gene Pbanr, whose product is annotated as pyrokinin-1 receptor-like. NCBI's taxonomy places the organism in Eukaryota, Metazoa, Arthropoda, Insecta, Lepidoptera, Pyralidae. Gene Ontology annotation, molecular function: neuromedin U receptor activity. Gene Ontology annotation, cellular component: plasma membrane. Gene Ontology annotation, biological process: neuropeptide signaling pathway. The transcript has 6 exons. Bases 265 to 1500 code for a protein of 411 amino acids. The record is from RefSeq and is a predicted model, not a curated record.